AUGCUACUCGAGGGGCACACCAAAGGCGACCGUGUUCUUCUUCGAUGGAAGCAGCACAAAACUCCAGUGCGAGAAGCUACCUGGGCGGCGAAACACGAGAACAUCUUUAGUACCGCGGACGAAGCAGGCUGGAUGCGUACGUGGGACUUACGAGAUCCUUUCAAUCCAGUGGUUGCGGUGCGUGCUCACCUAGACCCAUUGGAGUCACUGGCCUAUCAUCCUUAUGAUGAAUUUUGUCUUGCAACUAGUUCGUGCGAUAACACCGCGGUUGUACGCGUCGACUGGAGUCCCAACCAUCCAAGUGUCUUGGUUACGUCGGCAGAAGAUCACAGGCUCAUGCUUUGGGACGUGAAAAGGAUUGGAGAAGAACAGAGCGCCGAGGAUGCUGAAGACGGACCACCUGAGCUCCUUUUCAUCCACGGUGGACACUGGGACAUAGUCCACGACUUCUCCUGGGACGCCACCACCAAUCUCAUCACCAGUGUCGGAGAAGACCACACUGUCCAGAUCUGGAGGAUGGCAGAACAUAUUGAGUGCACUAUCAGGGACUCCUCCAUUGCUUCCCCUUCGGGAUGUAAUCAUGGAGAGCAGGGGUCUCCAUGAUCACAAACGAGCAAUAGAGAUGUUACUA
Selaginella moellendorffii is the source of this 631-nucleotide messenger RNA. RefSeq names its product probable histone-binding protein lin-53. The coding region runs from base 1 to 603 and encodes 200 amino acids. The record is from RefSeq and is a predicted model, not a curated record. Gene Ontology annotation, biological process: regulation of gene expression. Gene Ontology annotation, cellular component: nucleus. NCBI's taxonomy places the organism in Eukaryota, Viridiplantae, Streptophyta, Lycopodiopsida, Selaginellales, Selaginellaceae. Gene Ontology annotation, molecular function: histone binding. The transcript has 3 exons.